UAAGUCGUACAAGGGUUGGCGAUUUUGCUUUGCUGUCCGUCUUGGGUUCCUGCCAUGCCGCACCGGUUACCCCACGCCCUCCGAGAGCUAGUUGCAGCGGGGCAGCUUUUCUCCUCAGCGCGACCCUUAUCAAGCUCGACCUUUGCCUCGCCCUCCCAGCCCUUUUCCUCACUGCUCACCCGGGCUUCUGCGCGAUCCUGCCAUACUGGCCACUCCAUUCCUAACCUCCAUCCAUCUACCGCGCAGCCGCUCCAGACCAAACGACAGUAUUCCUGGCCAACCAUGACUGGAACAGAGGGAACCCACGAGGUUCGCAAGUACCUCCAGCAGAGCCAUGACCGCAUCUUUGAGAACAACAAGAAGUGGGCCGACGAGAUGAAGAAGAAGAACCCAGCUUUCUUCGACCACUUGAGUGCCGGCCAGGCACCUGAAUAUCUCUGGAUUGGCUGCUCCGACUCGCGCAUCCCGGCCGAAGCCAUUACCGGUCUCGAGCCCGGCGAGAUGUUCAUCCACCGCAACAUUGCCAACCUUGUCUGCAACAUUGACCUCAACGUCAUGUCGGUCGUCAACUACGCCGUCCGCCACCUCAAGGUCAAGCACAUUGUCGUCUGCGGACACUACGGCUGCGGCGGUGUCAAGGCUGCCAUGACCCCCAAGGACAUGGGCCUCUUGAACCCGUGGCUACGAAACAUCCGCGAUGUCUACAGGCUGCACCAAAAGGAGCUUGAUGAUGUCAUUGCCAAUGGUGGUACCGAGGAUGACAAGUACAACAAGCUCGUCGAGCUGAAUGUGUACGAGCAGUGCAGGAACGUCAUCAAGACGGCGGCUGUACAGCAGUGCUGGGCAGAGAAUGAGUUCCCUGUUGUCCAUGGCUGGGUCUUUGGCUUCCAAGACGGCCUACUCAAGGACCUCAAGUUUGACCACGAAAAUCAGCUCAAGGAGAUCCAGAAGAUUUACGACUUGACAAAGGAGAUUUAAGUAGAGAGGCUGUGUAUAUUAGACUUGUGACAUAUGGAGGUGUGAGUUUAGCGAGGAGUUGAGGGUAUGUGAGAGGUGAGGUGUAUGUGAAGCUGAUACAGUAGAUUGAGUCGUUGAAUGAACUGGCCGACUUGUGAAUCAC
Messenger RNA from Exserohilum turcica Et28A, 1120 nucleotides. RefSeq lists its product as uncharacterized. Gene Ontology annotation, molecular function: carbonate dehydratase activity; zinc ion binding. Gene Ontology annotation, biological process: cellular response to carbon dioxide; cellular response to oxidative stress; carbon utilization. Gene Ontology annotation, cellular component: cytoplasm. Bases 55 to 978 code for a protein of 307 amino acids. The transcript has 2 exons. The record is from RefSeq and is a predicted model, not a curated record. NCBI's taxonomy places the organism in Eukaryota, Fungi, Ascomycota, Dothideomycetes, Pleosporales, Pleosporaceae.